This is a messenger RNA of Aspergillus affinis, 858 nucleotides long. RefSeq names its product copper acquisition factor BIM1-like domain-containing protein. The coding region runs from base 1 to 858 and encodes 285 amino acids. The record is from RefSeq and is a predicted model, not a curated record. Lineage: Eukaryota; Fungi; Ascomycota; Eurotiomycetes; Eurotiales; Aspergillaceae. The transcript has 3 exons.
AUGAAGAGCUCUAUCUUGUCCCUUAUCGCUCUGUCCGCCACCGCAGCUUGGGCUCAUGGAGAAGAUGCCGCGAAGGAGAUGGGCGCAGUGGCAUUCAUGUGGCCGCCAGACCGCAAAUGGGGAGAGAAGUAUGAUAACAACGCGCCCUGUGGCUCCAAUACCGGACCAGUCAACAGAACAGACUUUCCCUUGAUCAACGGAAAGUUAGCUCUUGUUGUCCAAGAUGAGUCCUGGAACGUCCAGGUUGCCAUCUCUCACAAGAACAACCCGACCAGCAACGACGAUUUUGAAGCGUUCAUCGAGAAGUCCGAUGUUUCCGAUAUCAAACCCGGUCACGAAUGUUACUCUGUCCCGAAUCCUACCAUUGAUGCCGAAGCAGGGCAAAACGCAACCUUCCAGAUCAAGUACACCAGUAAUAUGGAGACAGACAAGAACGAGACCUACUAUGCCUGUGCCGAUGUGACCUACGUACCUACCAGCCAGUUCACGUACUCGGUUCCUUGCUUCAACGUGACGUCGGAUGAGUUCACCGCUGUAAGUACCACAACAGCGGGAGCGGGAUCCACCGCCACGGCUGGGUCCUCGAAGGGGUCCGACGACAAGAGCAAAGCGGAAUCGGACUCGGAUUCUAGCAGCGGCGGUGGGGGUUCCGGUCUUUCGGGUGGUGCUAUUGCGGGUAUCGUGGUCGGUGCAGUGGCAGGUGUGGCCAUUGGCAUUGCGUUGCUGUUCGGAUACCGGAGACUCUUGCAGAAGUACCGCUCAGCGAGGAACCAGGCUUCUGUCAGGAAUGUGGACUGGGCGGAGAGUGCCAAGGGAGAAGUUGAUCAUACUCCCUUGGGAUUGCGGAAGAUUAGGUGA